Molecule: messenger RNA, 1530 nt
Organism: Talaromyces amestolkiae
Lineage: Eukaryota; Fungi; Ascomycota; Eurotiomycetes; Eurotiales; Trichocomaceae
Exons: 5
Coding region: 1-1530 (509 amino acids)
Biological process (GO): fungal-type cell wall (1->3)-beta-D-glucan biosynthetic process
Cellular component (GO): cytoplasm; fungal-type cell wall
Molecular function (GO): 1,3-beta-glucanosyltransferase activity
Source: RefSeq, a predicted model, not a curated record
AUGGCGUUUCCAGUCGUGACAGUCGCGGGAAAUGGCUUCCUGAAAUCGAGCGUUAGGUUUCAGAUCAAAGGCGUUGCGUACAUCGGGGACAGCUCGGGUUCUAGUAUAAUCGAUACGUUGGCCGAUUCCAAUGCCGACCAGUGUGCGAUCGAUGCACCACUUAUUAAGGAACUAGGGGCCAAUACCAUCAGCGUGCACUAUGUAGAUCCGACUCAGGGCCAUGAUAAAUGCAUGCAGUCUUUCCAGGACAAUGAGAUAUAUGUCAUUGCAAACAUGGCAACCCAGAGAGAUUAUUCCGACACGGAUAUGUCAGGACUAGACCCCAGCUCGAAUCUGGGUAACUCGACAUGGCAGACGAGCGUCUUCAACCAAUAUGCGGCUGUACUUGAUUCAAUGGCCUCAUAUGAAAAUCUAUUAGGCCUCAUUGUAGGCAACGAGGUAGUUGACAAAUCCACUCAAGUCGACCUCGCUCCCUUCUUGAAGGCCGCAGUUCGAGAUAUGAAAGCAUACGCCGUAGCUAGGCAAUACCGUACUAUACCCAUCGGAUACUUCACAAGCGACGACGAUAAUUGGGCCCAGCAAAUGGCAGAUUACCUGGUUUGUGGCGGCAAUACGAGCGAAGCAAUCGACUUCCUCGGAUUUAACGACUACUCCUGGUGUGGCCAGUCAUCAAUGAACAACUCUGAUUAUGGGCAGUUGACGUCGGAUCUAGAAGACAUAGGCGUGCCAUUAUUCUUUUCAGAGGAUGGCUGUACUUCAGUCCAGCCACGGACCUUUGAUGACCAGGCUGCAAUUUUUGGAUCAAAUAUGUCUGACGUUUGGAGUGGUGCGAUCAUAUACGAGUGGCGAAAACAAAGUGGCUCGGAGUCGGAAUUCGGAAUUGUCUCUUACACCACCUCUGCGCCCAGCACGCCGACACUUCUUUCUGACUACAGCGCCUUGAGCAGCCAGUGGGCUUCAGUGACCAUGGCCGACAACGCACCAUCGACGUUACCUACUCCGUCCUGCCCUGCGUCGACUGGAUCUUUCUGGCCCGUCGACCCCAGUGCUGCAUUGCCGACGAUAGCGGGCCUCAAUUUUGCGAACAUAAAACCGGCCAGCGCUAGUUCGACUGCGACGAGUAGUGGCGCCGGCACCAGCACCAUCACCAGUACCAGCACCAACACUGGCAGCCCCAACCUCGCUACCUCGGAUUCUGGGCUCUCGACUGGUGCAAAGGCCGGAAUAGGCGUUGGUGUUGCCUGUGGCGUAAUUUUGGUAUUGAGUGUUUUGUUCUGGGUUUUAUAUAGGCGCCGACGGCCAAACAGCAAGCUAGAGUCAUCGUCAGCCCCCAUUUCGGCAGGACCGGUGCCAGAAUUACCAGCUACCAAGACCUGGCGCCAUCCACCAAGCGAAUUGCCGGCUGGAGAAGACGGCCAAGCACAGGAGCUAGACUCUGUUGCGGUCCACGAGGUUGGUAAUGAGGCUCACAGGCCUGAAGGGGAAGAAGUAAAGCGACCGUCGAGUCGUGACAGAACCGUGUAUAAGUAG